Molecule: messenger RNA, 2052 nt
Organism: Protopterus annectens (West African lungfish)
Lineage: Eukaryota; Metazoa; Chordata; Ceratodontiformes; Protopteridae
Gene: TMEM87B
Product: transmembrane protein 87B
Exons: 20
Coding region: 38-1714 (558 amino acids)
Biological process (GO): retrograde transport, endosome to Golgi
Cellular component (GO): membrane; Golgi apparatus
Source: RefSeq, a predicted model, not a curated record
GCAGAUAAGUGUGUCUGAGGAGUCGAGUACAGUAAACAUGGCUGCUGUUGGAUACUGGGGAUUGAAUUGUGCAUCUUUCUGGCUAGUGUGUUAUUUUCUCUUCUGCUGUCUGCUUAGUGCUCCUGGAGUGAAGGGAAUACCGAAGGCGGGCGAAUGGUCCUUCACACUGGGGAAUAAUUCAGGACCUGUGAUAUUUACGAAAACCUUGUUCAACAACACAGAUGUAACACUAAAAAUUACUUCAUUUUACUGUCCAGGCAUGGUUAUUUUUAGAGUGGAGUGGCUGCUGAAGUACUAUCCCUGCUACAAUGAGUAUGUAAUCGAUGAAGAAUUUGAUUACAACAUCCUCGAUAAUUUUCAGUUGUUCAAGCAUUCAGGGCAGUAUAUCACAAAUAAAGAAGAAAUUACUUGCCAGAGUACUAUGCAAAGUUUCCCACCAUUGCAUAUGAGCACAGAUCUUCCUCAUUUUGCACUCCAAAUUAAUGAACAGCAGGAUGGCCAUUCUGUGCAUAAAAGGGAAACUGUGAAGAAUAAAGACACUCUGUUUUCCAAAAAGGCAGAUACAAAGAUUGGUGUAGUGGCUACAACAUGGCGAGAUGGUCCAUAUAUUUUUUUAGUCAGCAUUAAACCAGUGGCUAAAGCUGCAGAGUGGAAUUUAACAGGUACACUUGUUUCAGCAAAAGGUUCACAUGGAUAUAUUUCAGCAGCAGACUGGCCUUUGAUGAUUUUUUAUAUGGUUAUGUGCUUUAUAUACAUUGCGUAUGGUGUCCUCUGGUUGCUGUGGUCUGCUUGCUAUUGGAAAGACUUGCUAAGAAUCCAGUUCUGGAUAGCUACAGUGAUAUUCUUGGGUAUGCUUGAAAAGGCAGUAUUUUAUGCUGAAUAUCAAAAUGCCAAUAGUUUUGGGAAGUCAGAUGGAGGCCUUUUGGUAUUUGCUGAAUUAGUUUCUGCUUUCAAAAGGACAUUAGCACGCCUGCUUGUAAUUAUUGUCAGCCUGGGAUAUGGCAUAGUAAAGCCUCGUUUGGGAACAGUAAUGCAUCGUGUGGUUGGACUGGGGGUAGUGUACUUUAUUUUUGCGGCAGUAGAAGGAAUUUUAAGGGUAAUACAGGGUCCUGGAAAUUUUGCAGCUAUUAUUUCUGGAGUUGUUCUAGCAUUACUUGAUGCUGGCUUUGCAUGGUUCGUAUUUGUCAGUCUGGCACAAACCAUCAAGACUCUGAAAAUAAGAAAAAACACAGUGAAGCUAUCUCUUUACAAGCAUUUUGCAAAUACGUUGAUAUUUGUAAUACUAGCUUCUGUAGCAUUUAUAAUAUGGGCAACUAAGAAGUUCCGCUUAGCAACAUGUCAGUCAGACUGGAUGGAACUGUGGGUGGAUGAUGCAUUCUGGAGAUUCCUCUUUUCAGUUGUACUUCUAGUAAUAAUGUUUCUCUGGAGACCUUCAGCAAACAACCAAAGGUAUGCAUUUACACCUUUGAUGGAUGAUUCUGAUGAUGAAGUAGAAGAAUUUAUGGUAUCAGAAAAUUUAGCAGACGGCAUAAAGCUGAGAGUAUCAAAGUCCAGUUCUAAUGGAGUAGUCAAAAGUCCUGACAGUGUUGAUAGUGACUUGAAGUGGGUGGAAGAAAAUAUUCCUACUACAAUCAGUGAUAUAGCUUUGCCAGUAUUGCUAGAUUCAGAAGAGGAAAUCAUGACCACCAAAUAUGAGAUGUCCAAGAUGGAAUGAAGCCAAAGAACUUGAACCUAGAUUAAGCUUGCUGUGAUACUGCAGUGAAAUAAUUAGUUGGCAUACUGAAUGAUCCAAGUAUGACACUACAAGACCUGUGGACUCUGUUCAGUUCUCAUGCAGGGCAGUCUUGUAUUGGCUUAUUAGCUGCAGUACAUUUCCUCUGGAUGCUGUGCACCAGUAUGAGGCCUAAUCAGGUUAGGAGGACGUGGGUGCAACCGACUAUGUUUGCUGUGUUUGGCAUUCUUUGCACAUGAUUCUGCUGAAUGGAUGUUGCUUAUUUUGUUUGUCUGUAAAGCAUUCAUAAUUUUUUUAAAUUAAAAACAAAUCUGGUUUGA